Molecule: messenger RNA, 1677 nt
Organism: Charadrius vociferus (killdeer)
Lineage: Eukaryota; Metazoa; Chordata; Aves; Charadriiformes; Charadriidae
Product: kelch-like protein 23
Exons: 3
Coding region: 1-1677 (558 amino acids)
Molecular function (GO): protein binding
Source: RefSeq, a predicted model, not a curated record
AUGGCAGUGGCCGGGCAGGAGGAGUACGCGUACCUCUACGAGGACUCCGCUCACCCCGCCGAGUUCCUGGAGGCGUUCCGGGCGUUCUACCUGGACGGGCUGUUCACCGACAUCACCCUGCAGUGCGCUUCGGGGGUCAUUUUCCACUGCCACAGAGCCGCCUUAGCAGCUUGCAGCAAUUAUUUUAAAGCCAUGUUCACAGCCGAUAUGAAAGAGAAAUCUAAAAACCAGAUCAGACUUCCCGGGCUCAGCCAUGCCGUACUGGAAGCCCUCGUGAAUUAUGCAUAUACAUCACAGAUCCAGAUAACAAAGAGAAAUGUCCAAAGCCUACUCCAGGCUGCAGACCUCCUCCAGUUCGUGUCAGUAAAGAAAGCCUGUGAGCAGUUUCUAGUGAGGCACUUAGAUACCGACAACUGCAUAGGGAUGCACUCCUUUGCGGAAUACCACGAUUGCUCGGAGCUAGAAAAAGAAUCCAGGAGGAUAUUGCUAUGGCAGUUUGAAGAAGUGUGGAAGCAGGAAGAGUUUCUGGACAUUGGCAAGGAGAAGCUCUCUUUUAUUCUGUCCAGAGAGAAUCUCAAUGUUUGGAAAGAAGAGGCAGCUGUCGAAGCUGUCAUUAAGUGGGUUGCACACAACGUGGAAGAAAGAAUUGAAGACAUCUAUGAACUGCUAAGCUGCAUCAAAGUCGACUUAGAUAACAUGUAUUUGAGGUCAGCUUUAAGCCUGCAAAAAAAAUGCCGGCUUAAUGACAGUAAGAUAAGGUCACUCAUUUGCAAUGCCCUGAACCCCAAUCCCAAAGGUCUUUCCAGAAGACCCACAGCAGCCAUGUAUGUGAUAGGGGGAUAUUAUUGGCAUCCCCUAUCAGAAGUGCAUGUUUGGGAUCCUUUAACCAACGCAUGGAUCCAGGGAACAGAGAUGCCAGAUCACACCAGAGAGAGCUAUGGGGUCACGAGCUUGGGACCAGACAUAUAUGUGACAGGAGGUUAUAGAACGGAGAGCAUUGAAGCCCUUGACACCGUGUGGAUAUAUAACAGUGAGAGAGAUGAAUGGACAGAAGGCUGCCCCAUGCUUGACGCAAGGUAUUAUCACUGCGCAGUUUCCUUGAGUGGCUGCAUCUACGCGUUGGGUGGUUACCGAAAGGGAGCUCCCGUGCCAGAGGCUGAGUUCUAUGAUCCUUUAAAAAAGAAAUGGUUUCCUAUUGCAAACAUGAUCAAAGGUGUUGGAAAUGCCACUGCCUGUGUCCUGCAUGAAUUCAUCUACGUAACCGGAGGUCACUAUGGGUACAGGGGAAGCUGCACCUAUGAUAAAAUCCAGAGGUACCAUUCAGGUAGCAAUGAGUGGAGUAUAGUCACCACAAGUCCGCAUCCAGAAUACGGAUUGUGUUCAAUUACACUACAAAACAAGAUCUAUUUUGUGGGUGGACAGACCACGAUUACGGACUGCUAUGACCCAGAGCAAAACGAGUGGAAGCAGAUGGCGCACAUGAUGGAGAGAAGGAUGGAGUGUGGCGCAGUGGUUAUGAACGGAUGCAUCUAUGUAACAGGAGGAUAUUCCUAUUCAAAAGGAACAUACCUGCAGAGUAUUGAAAAAUACAACCCUGAACUGAAUAAAUGGGAAGCAGUAGGUAAUCUUCCCAGCGCUAUGCGGUCACAUGGCUGUGUCUGUGUGUAUAAUGUGUAA